Molecule: messenger RNA, 1759 nt
Organism: Rhipicephalus microplus (southern cattle tick)
Lineage: Eukaryota; Metazoa; Arthropoda; Arachnida; Ixodida; Ixodidae
Biological process (GO): xenobiotic metabolic process
Cellular component (GO): intracellular membrane-bounded organelle; cytoplasm
Molecular function (GO): iron ion binding; oxidoreductase activity, acting on paired donors, with incorporation or reduction of molecular oxygen, reduced flavin or flavoprotein as one donor, and incorporation of one atom of oxygen; heme binding
Source: RefSeq, a predicted model, not a curated record
GACUCAAGGCACGAGAAUCAUGGACUGGUUUACCAUUGCCAGCAGUGCGCUGGUGGCAUCACUGCUCUACCUAUUCACGCGGAGUUGGCUGAGCAGCAGGAGCCUGCCGCCUGGAACACGCCUACCUCCAGGUCCACCAGGUCGACCUCUCGUGGGUCACGUCCAGUUCACGCACAAGGACUUUCAUUGCAACCAGGCGAUGAAAUGGGCCAAGAAAUAUGGACCGGUGUACAGGAUAAAGACCGGUUCAGCUGACAUGGUCAUACUGAAUGACUUCCCGUCAAUAAAGAAGUUUCUCACAAAGAAGGAGGUUCUGUACCGACCACAGAACUGGCUGUUCAGGGGUGAAGUGUACGGAGGUGUGGCGACGCUUAACGGCGACACAUGGGUGGACAACAGGAGGUUCUGCCUGCACGUCUUGAGGGAUUUAGGAUUCGGCAAAACAUCAAUGGAGGAACACGUUAAGGAAGAGUGUCAGUGCAUGGUGGAGAAGAUCGCCGAAGCCAAAGGUACGCCCCUCGCCAUUCAGGAGUACAUCUUCCCGAGCACCUCGAACAACAUUGCCGCGCUCGUGUACGGUAGCCGGUACCCGUUCGAGCACCCGCGCCGCCGCUACCUGGACGAGCUGCUCAGCGAACUCUUCAAGGCUAUACGAGCUGGCACCCUGGUCGAAUUUUUGCCGUCGUUCGUGCGCAAAGCUGUUACCUGGCUGCCUUCUACGCGACGCACCGUCAUCAAGUCCAAGCUCCUGGAAUUCAUCGAAUACACUAAAGGACAAGUCGCAGACCACAAAGCCACAAUGGAUGAGCAUUUCAAUCGCGAUUUCAUAGACGGCUACCUGAAGAAAAUUCAGGAACAUGAACAGGAGGAGAACCCAAACUUCCAGCAUCGAUUUCUGAUGGGCAACGUGCUCAGCUUCUUCAUUGCCGGUUCAAACACGGUCGCCGUGACCAUCCACUGGCACAUGCUCAACUUCGCCAACAAUCCAGACACGGUGCAAGCCAGAGUGCAGCGAGAGAUCGACGAAGUGGUGGGCAGGGAGAGGCAGCCCACGUGGGAGGACAAGAACAAGAUGCCCUACACGAUGGCCUGCAUCUGGGAGAUGUACCGAUGGAAGACCGUGUCCCCACUCGGUGUGCCUAGAGGUUGCGGCGAGGACACCACGUUCGACGAGUACUUUAUUCCCAAAGGAACGACCGUGAUUCCAAAUGUGUGGGCCGUGCACAACGACCCGACGCUGUGGAAGGAGCCGUCCAAGUUUGACCCGACGAGAUUCUUCAAAGAAGACGGCUCUCUCAUUCAGCCAAAACCAGAGCACCUGAUUCCCUUCUCUAUUGGUAAACGGAUGUGUCCUGGCGAGAUCCUGGCCUCUGUCGAGAUAUUUCUGUACAUCACCUGUAUUCUCCAGAAGUACCGAAUCCUUCCCGAAGUUGGGAAGAUCCAUGAUCUUGACUCUAUUGAUAUUCCUCUCGUUGAACUUAACCACUACAAGUUGACAUUUACGCCGCGAUAGGCAUUUGCCGGCGCACAAUUGAACACAUUGACGGUUUCCUUCGCCUCUCCUGUGUGUCCUGCCUCACAAUAUUUUCAGCCUUUCUUUUUGUAGUUACAAAGUUUCCCUAACAUUUUUUGAAACAUCCUUCACAUCCUAAUGUUUGUAAAAUGCCUUGAUAAAGUAUAAAACUUUUUUUGAACGCUGCGACUGGCCUGCGGCGUGUCGAGCCGUGUACAUAAACGUAUCUUCCUAACCAAAAAAAAA